UAGAAGGCUUGACUGCAAACGCUUUCAACCAUUUUCUUCCUUUUCUGGUCUUCAAUGUGAAGACAAUCGACACGUGUUUCAAACCACACAAGUCUUCAAACCAUAUAAUGACGACCGCCGCGUACCGGCCUUUGGUCAGUGUCUACACCGAGAAGAAUGAGAAUUCGGGCGUUUCGGUGAAACUUCCGGCUGUGUUUCGGGCGCCCAUUCGCACGGAUGUCGUCAACUUUGUCCACACAAACGUCCGCAAGAAUAAGAGACAUCCCUAUGCCGUCUCUCGCGAAGCCGGUCACCAGACGAGCGCCGAGUCGUGGGGAACGGGUCGCGCUGUGGCCCGUAUUCCUCGCGUUCGAGGCGGUGGUACUCACCGCUCAGGUCAGGGAGCGUUCGGCAACAUGUGUCGCGGCGGACGUAUGUUUGCGCCGAUCCGCACGUGGAGGCGAUGGCACCGGAAGGUGAACCGCAAUCAGCGCCGCUAUGCUAUCGUGUCGGCCAUCGCUGCGUCCGGAGUGCCCGCACUCGUGAUGAGCAAAGGCCAUCUGAUCGAAGAGGUGCCUGAGUUUCCAUUGGUUGUCUCGGAUAAGAUCCAGGAGUACAAUAAGACCAAACAAGCGGUUCAAUUCUUGAGAAGCAUUAAGGCCUGGAAUGACAUCGAAAAGGUCUAUAAGUCGAAGCGCUUACGCGCGGGAAAGGGAAAGAUGAGGGACAGGCGUCGUGUCCAACGACUCGGACCCGUCAUUGUCUACGGCAACGACUCCGGACUGACUAAGGCUUUCCGUAAUAUUCCAGGUAUUGAGACUUUGAACGUAGAAAAGCUUAAUUUGUUGCGUUUGGCGCCCGGAGGACACGCCGGAAGGUUUGUCAUCUGGACUGAGAGUGCGUUCAGAAAGUUGGAUGAGUUGUACGGAACCUGGAAGACAGAGUCCAAACUGAAGAGACAUUACAAUCUUCCUCAGCCAAAGAUGGCGAACACAGACCUCUCGAGGAUUCUGAAGAGCGAGGAGAUCCAGAAGGCUUUGAGACCACGAAAGACAACAAUUUCGAGACGAGUGGUGAAGAGGAAUCCACUGAAGAACCCGUUGGUUAUGCGUAAAUUGAAUCCGUACUCAGCGGUGCUGAAGAAGUACGCGCGCACUGAUAACGAGCGCCGAAGAGCUGCGCGACAAGUGUUGCUCCGAAAGCGUAAGGGAGAGAAAGUGGAUGAGAAGGAGCUGAAGAAGGCUGGCCUCACACUCGGCGUCAAAGUUAGGAAAUAUAAAGCCUAUAGAGAAGAGAUCGCUAAGAAGAAGGCGCUCCUGAAGGCGACCCGAGACAAAGUGGCCGCCGAUCGCGCAAAAAAGGCCCAGAAAUCGAAAAAAUAAUUUAAUUUUAAAAAUUGUAUCGAAAUCCACAAUAAAAUCGUUUUGAAUAAAGAUUUUUUGAAUAUAA
This is a messenger RNA of Medioppia subpectinata, 1428 nucleotides long. The record is from the annotation of a GenBank genome assembly. NCBI's taxonomy places the organism in Eukaryota, Metazoa, Arthropoda, Arachnida, Sarcoptiformes, Oppiidae.